AUGAUGUUUUACAACACUGAACAUGUUAUCAAUGUUUCACAAAUAUCGAAGUCAAUUGUUAAUGAUCUUAAUCUUGUUACACAUAGAUAUGUUAUUUAUCCUCCACUUAUUUUUUUUAUCUUUGGUUUUAUUGGAUUCACUGGAAAUCUUUUCACAUACCUUCAUGCUGAACUUUGUUAUAAUACUGUUUGUAUUUAUUCACUCUGUGGCUUCACAAUUGAUAUAAUCAAUCUUGCUCUGAGUUUAUUUCCAAGAUAUCUUUCUGAAAAGUAUGCAAUUCGUACUCCAUGGACUAGUUUACGUGCUACAUGCAAACUUAGUAUUUUUCUCCUUGCAUUUCUUCCUCAUUUAUCAAUUCAUUUUUUGCUCAUGCCCACCAUCGAUUGA
This is a messenger RNA of Rotaria socialis, 387 nucleotides long. The record is from the annotation of a GenBank genome assembly. NCBI's taxonomy places the organism in Eukaryota, Metazoa, Rotifera, Eurotatoria, Philodinida, Philodinidae.